ACUCUGUUGCGCCUCGACAAGGUUGGACGAAACGAAAGGUUGAAAGAAAAUGGAACAAAAAAGCCAAUAUCAACGAACGGCGUCACAAAUCAUUGUUGGUUACUCACCACUGCCACAGCCAGAUCAGGAGAAAAUGUCAAAACGUUAUCUACUUUAUCACAAUCCAGAUAGUUGCUGCAUUCGUGAUACACGCAAUCAGCCCCAGGCAAAUGCUUUGGGAGCUGCUGCUUUGAUCUUCCUUUCGGGUGGCAUGAACUUAGCCUGGAGCAUUGGAUUUUAUAGUCAAACCGAUGAGUUAACCCCUUCCAUGCAUCUUCGCAGCUCCUGGUUCAUCGGAGCUAUCAUCGGUGCUUCACUUGGAGUUCUUGUACACAAGCACCUCACCUACAAAUUACUUACACAACUCAGCUGCCUGCUCGUUUUAAUCGGUGGUGUUCUUUUUGCUGUCGGACAGAGUGGAGGGGAGGCUGCUGUGUUGGCAGCACGUUAUCUGAAUGGCCUGGCGAACGGACUCGUGCUGCCAUCCACUCUGGUAAUGGCUGGGGAGUUGACAGUGUGUUACAAGCGGGGAAAUAUCGCCUCAUCCAUCGAACAAAUGUCCAGUACUUUGGGCAUAUUUAUGCAGAUCGUUGUCAGCGCCAGUUGGGAUAUGGAUUAUGAUUUGACCGUGGACCAGCUGCAGGGUGUGUUGUGUGCCCUUUAUGGCUUCAUUGCAUUCUGCCUGGCUACCCGAUUCAGCGUAGAGUCACCAGUGCGUCUUCUGGCCCACGGCGAGGAGGAACUGGCCAUCGAUGCGCUGAUUCGCCUGCAAAAUCCCAGAGCUGUCACGAAAGAAACCAACGAGCAGCUGACGGAGCACAGUUCCUAUAUCGCACAUAACAAAUCGUUAAGCCUAACGGGAGCCUGGUGUCAAGCCCUGCCAGCUUUAUUGCGUCUCUGCCUGCUUCGCGCCCUCUAUGCAAUGAGCACGAGCAUCUUGGUCAUCUAUACGCUAACAUUUACCAGCACCAGCGUCUAUGGUAGCUCCAGUGGCCCCUAUAUACUCUUUGGACUACUACGUGUAGCCGGCAGCUUCAGUGGCGCAUUUGUUCAGGAUACGCUGGGCCGCAAGCUGACCCAGUUAAUAGGCUUCAUGGUCUGUAGUGGUGCGGCCCUUGGUCUGGCUAGCAGAUUUUCGGCAGAGGAUUUUGUGAGACUAUCAGACUUGAGGAUGGCAUUAUGGCUGCUGCUUAUCUUUCAAUUCUUUGCGGGACUUGGCUUUGCACCCAGCUCUGUCUAUCUCACGGAGGCCUUUCCACUGUCUAUAAAGCGUAUUUGCAUUGCAAUCGUGUACAUCAUGGAGUUGAGCGUACAUUUGGCUAUUUGCGAAGUGGAUCUCAGCGUACAUGUUGAUGGCAUCUAUUUCUCUGGCCUUGGCAUAUUUAUGUUGCUGGGCUUCAUGUUCAGCCAUUGGUAUCUGCCAGAGACCAAGUUUUUGACGCUACGCCAGGCACAAGAAAAGUUUCGGGAUUUCUCAUGAUCAACGAGGACUAUCAUUUAAUACUAGCUUAUUUAGUCAUAUACAUAUAUACACUAGCCAUAUAAACAAAUAUUUUUGUACAUUCUUUUAUAUAUUAAACGACUGAUAGCUCGCAAGAUCAGCGAGCUUUUAGAAUAUCGGCGAAAAGCAAUCUAUGCACACAGUAAUAUUUUAAAGUAAAAUAUUUGUAUAUCGAACUUUAAAUCAAUAAAAUUCACAUUAUACUGUGUUAAAUUAAUUUUAAAU
Messenger RNA from Drosophila grimshawi, 1765 nucleotides. RefSeq names its product D-xylose-proton symporter-like 2. The coding region runs from base 50 to 1519 and encodes 489 amino acids. Gene Ontology annotation, molecular function: transmembrane transporter activity. The transcript has 3 exons. The record is from RefSeq and is a predicted model, not a curated record. Gene Ontology annotation, biological process: transmembrane transport. Gene Ontology annotation, cellular component: membrane. NCBI's taxonomy places the organism in Eukaryota, Metazoa, Arthropoda, Insecta, Diptera, Drosophilidae.